CUGUCCCCGGUCCCGCGCGCCGCCAUGACGCUCGCCGUGUUCUUCGGGUGCACCUUCAUCGCCUUCGGGCCGGCGCUAGGGCUCUUCCUCUUCACCAUCGCCCGCGACCCGCUCCGCAUCAUCAUCCUCAUCGCCGGGGCUUUCUUCUGGCUGGUGUCGCUGCUGCUCUCCUCCCUCAUCUGGUUCAUUGCGGUUAAAGCCAGUGACCCCCGGGACCAGCCGCUGCAGAAGGGGCUCCUGAUAUUCGGGGUGAUGUUCUCUGUGCUGCUGCAGGAGGCCUUCCGCUUCCUCUACUACAAGCUCCUCAGGAAAGCCAUCGAGGGCCUGGUGGCCCUCAGUGAGGACGGCUGCUCGCCCAUUUCCAUCCAGCAAAUGGCAUAUGUGGCUGGUGUGGGCUUUGGGCUCAUGAGCGGCGCCUUCUCCAUGAUCAAUCUUCUGGCAGACGCAUUAGGGCCUGGCACCGUGGGCAUCCACGGGGACUCACAGCUCUACUUCCUGACCUCAGCUUUUAUGACCACGGUGCUGAUUUUCCUUCACACCUUCUGGGGGAUCCUCUUCUUCCACGGCUGUGAGCAUCGACGCUGGUGGGAGAUCACAGCAGUCGUUGUCAUGCACCUUGCUGUUUCGGGAUCGACAUUUUGCAACCCCCUGUACGUGGGCAGCCUGGUGCCCUCAUACCUGCUGAUGGCCGCUGCUGCUGCCUGGGCUUACCUACUCUCGGGGGGAUCUGCCCAGAACCUGCGGCGCUUCCUGCUCUGUCUACGGAGCGGAGCCAGUCCCCA
Molecule: messenger RNA, 782 nt
Organism: Pterocles gutturalis (yellow-throated sandgrouse)
Lineage: Eukaryota; Metazoa; Chordata; Aves; Pterocliformes; Pteroclidae
Gene: APH1A
Product: APH1A gamma secretase subunit
Exons: 7
Biological process (GO): protein processing; positive regulation of catalytic activity; Notch signaling pathway
Cellular component (GO): membrane; endoplasmic reticulum; gamma-secretase complex
Molecular function (GO): protein-macromolecule adaptor activity
Source: RefSeq, a predicted model, not a curated record